Messenger RNA from Protopolystoma xenopodis, 1299 nucleotides. Lineage: Eukaryota; Metazoa; Platyhelminthes; Monogenea; Polystomatidea; Polystomatidae. The record is from the annotation of a GenBank genome assembly.
GCAAGUGAAAUUUCACAAGAAACCCACUCCGGUCUAACCAGCCUUGGCCUUCCGACCACUGGCCAGACAGAGGGAGCGAGUUUAAUAGAUGCGACCCAUGACGACGAGGAUACACGGCCUAGACGACGCAAAGCGAAGCGACAGCGACUCUCGUCCAGUGCCCGUGCGAAGCCGAGCCUCGCUUCGGUUUCCCGAGGGAUACCCGAUUCGACGCAAAAAUUGCGGUCUAUGUUGAGCACACCGGGUCUAGGCUCAUCAUUCGAGUUCGGCUCAACUGGUAGCCCGACGUCCGGCUUAUCGGCCAAAGAGGUGACACCGCAUUCUAUUCAUGUGCAGUCCUCCUCCACCUCAAUAUCGGCCAGUGCGCAAGCGGCCACAGGAAAGUCGGCCAACCAAUCGGUCUGGGAUCCACGGGCCAUGUGGAGUAGGACGAGUCAUGGCCUGACUGACCCCAGAAUGCUCGUAUACCAUGCGUCGCCAACACACGAUUCAGCCAUACCGCCAAGUCCCAGUGGCCGUCGCCAGAGACCGCCAGCCGCUAUGGUCACUGCCGACAGACAUCUACACUCCUGUUGUCCCUCAGCCUGGCCGCAUCUGCGCCACCAGACCCCGGGCCAGGCCUAUUUGUCUCCAGGGCAGGAGUUCUAUGAUGCCUAUUGCGUAAUUCCAAGUCGAGCUCGACAAUUGGCUUACGAAACCCUACGUUAUCGACAGCCCUACUUGAUGGCUCUUCACCAGACAAGACCACAUGCUCAUGCAACAACACACCACGCCCAUCUACACCCGCACUACCGGCACCUGCAUCCACAUCACCAGCGAUCUGGAGCCAGAAGCACCGGAGGCUGGCCGGCGAUCAAGGCACAGCCUCGGUCGUCGGCAGCUGCGGCCGCAUCUGACGGGUGUACAUGUGAUUUUUGGUAUCAGCUCGAGUUGUCAGGCUGCCAGUUGAUCGCCAGUGAACCGGCGUCCAGGUCACACUCACAGCCGAUGACCUCACCCGAGAACUCAGAGCCAGACGAUGCCUACAACAGAGUGGAUGCACCGCUUGACGUCUACUCCUCGGGUGGCGACAUUGUAGACAGGGGAGAGGACCAGCAACCUCAUCAAACUCUGCCUCGACAAUCGGCAGGCAGUACUAGUGGCCUUGCUGGCUAUCGCCGAUCCGAGGAGGCCAAACGGCUAGCCAAUGCGGCCGCAAGGCUGCGCCGACAAAGACCAAGUGCACCAACACCAAAGGCCCGACAGGCUAGCGAACAUGUGGCGGCGGAGACAUCGAGAGCCAAGACAGGGAAGCGCUGA